AUUGGUUAUCAAGGUCAUAAAAAUCAACAGCAACAGUUGUUAAUAUUUAUGUUGUAUAUUUAUUUGAAUUUCUGAAUAUAAAACACAAUAUAUCGUUGCUUAUCAAAGAAUUUGCCGCUUUAAAAAUGUAAGAGAAACGUUUCUGUUUUAGGAAGUAAUGACAAUGGUACACUUCGCUAAUUUAUUUAAAUAUGUCCGUUUUUAAAAAACAAGUACACAGUUAUGGUGUCUGGUAUUGUUUGCUUUGAUAAGGUACCUUUUAACUUUAAUAAUACUUUAAUCAACCCAAUAAACAUGAAUCAUAAUUAAUUGCUGUAAUGAGGAUUUAUAUAGGAUAAAUUGAGAAUGGGAGUUACAUAGCUAAAUUUAAGUCAUGACAGAACAUACAAGUGCGAAAGGGUGCAUUCCCAAAGUGGUAAGCUCAUGGAAUACCUUUUUGAGCACCCUUAACUCCGGUCAUAAAAUACAUCCUUUUGAUCAGAAUCCACCUAGAGAUUGUGAAUUCAUUGUAAUCGAUUCUAAGAUUCAAAUAAGAGUUAUACAUGUAAGUCCAGGUUUUAUUCGAAAAUCAGUGAUUUUAUCUCAACCAGUAUUAUUUGAUUCAACAAAUGCUAAGAGAUGUUCUUUGUCUGAGGAAUAUUGGUUUAAUAAAUGGAACAAACCAUUAAAAUUAGGAAAUUGCAAUUGUUCAUUUAGAAGGUCUUUGCGCCAUUCGGCUAUCUCCAGCCAACCUUCAUUGCUGAAUGCAGAGAACACUAGAAAACUUAUUCCAAGUAUAGACCUUCCACCUACAAAAAUCACAAAUUUAGCAACAUUCGUUGAACGUCUCAUACAAGACACCUUUUUUGAAGCAUUUCAUGAGUAUUACAUGUCACAAACUAAAACUUUAAAUAGAAACAAAGACAUGUGUCAAAUAAAUUUAGGAUAUGAAGUAACUGAUGAAGAAAACAUAGUUGUCACAUUGCGUAGAAAAUUAAAGUUUAAUGGUGUUUCUAAGGAAGAUUCAACAGCUAUAAAGACUGAUGUUAAAAGCUCUUGUCCAAAGAAAAGUUGUGUUCAUAAGAAAGUCCAACAGAAACCACUUGUCAUGAUGUUUCAUGGCAUUGGAACAUCUGCAGACAUAUGGACUAUAGUAAUAAAUGCUUUAUCCUCUCGAGGUUAUGAAGUUGUUGCUCCAGACAUGUUAGGUCAUGGCUUUAGUUCAGCACCAAUAAAAUCAUGUUAUUACACUUUUAAUAAUUUGUUACUUCAAGCACUUACUAUUUUUGACCAUUAUGUGGCAGAUAGUAAAAGAAAAUGUAUAUUAAUUGGACAUUCUUAUGGUUGUAGUCUUAUAACUGCCAUGUACCCACACAGAUCACAACAGAUUGGACAGCUAAUAUUAAUAAGUGGUGGUGGGCCAACACCUUUAGCUCCUCCUGUCAAAGACAAUGAAAUCUCCCCUUUAGGGUGUGCUUACACACUUCUGAAUCCUUUAUUAUACUGUGGAGUCAAGAGGAGUCUCUUCUAUUCUAUCAGAGGAAAACACUUUAAAGUAUGCGAUGAUGAAAAUGGUUUGCCCAGGCAUGUUAUAGAGAACAUAGCAAAUGGUCAAAAAUGGUUGCAAGGUGAUACAGCAUUCCAUAGACGCAUCACAGCUCCCACACUUUUGGUACAUGGUUUACAAGAUAAACACGUUACGUUGGUUCAAGAAUGUGAAAUGGAGAGGACAAUACCAAGGGCAUUUUUGGAACUCAUACCAAAUGCUGGUCACUUACCAAUGAUAGAAACACCGGAGCAUCUCAUUCACAUGAUUAUGUGUUUCUUAGAUAUGUGGAGUUGAUAUACAAAUUUUAUAACAAGACUGAUUUUUAACACUUUCCUUGAGCAGAAGCAUCAUGGCAUUGAGUAAAAAACUAUUUCGUUGAGAAAGUCCUUUUUAGUUAUUUGUGUGCAAAGGCUGUAAAGUUGAUCUUGUUUAGCCAAAUCAGAAAUGUACGGCCUAGGCCAACAACUUCUGGUUGGGCAAAAAAAGAUCAUACGGCCGAGGUAAAAACUAUUCUACUCAUCAAGUAGAUCUAACAUUUUUUUUUACAUUCUUUUUCCUAAAAAUAGACUUAAAUACGGGAAUAAAAUUUGUACAGACUUAUUAACGUAUAUAAAAAACGACCAUAAAGUAAAUACGGUCAAAAAAUAUACUUUAGGAAUGUUAAUAAAUUCGUAAAAUGUCAUUUUUUUGUGACAGUCACAUAAAAACAUUUUUUAACUAGAUGUACAAUUUUAUACUGUGCGGUCCAUAUGAUAAAUUCAUUUUUAGCGUUAAUAUGCGCUUUUGGGAAAAAUCUGAAACCGAUUUCUAUUUUUAAUUUGACAAUUUAUAGUAUGAGCGUCUCGAAAAUUUUAAUUAAAAAUGGCGGUCAUGUGGCAACUUGUUUAGAAGGGUUUUUAAUUAUCUCUUCAGGAAUAUAAAGUUCUUUUUAAAUUUUGGGCAAAAUUAAUUUUGAAAAUGUAAAAUUAUGAUAAUGUCUCCAUCACAAAACUUUAUGUAGAAUGAAACCCAGACUGUUACAUAAUAUUUAAAAGUCUACUACAAACAAAUUAAGAAUAGAAAUUUAUCCGUUUUAAUUUUUUCUCAAAAGUACAUAUUAGGUUUGUUCCAAUACGCGCGAAAACCGUAAUAUUACGGUACAAAUCAUGCGCUCUUGACAAAAAUUGUAUACAGCACAUGAUUUGUACCGUAAUAUUUUCGUUUUCACGUGUGUUGGCAGACCUAAUAACACUAAAAAUGAAUGUAUUCCAUACGUAUGGACUGGAUAGUAUAGCAAAAUGAAACCGAG
Molecule: messenger RNA, 2816 nt
Organism: Psylliodes chrysocephalus
Lineage: Eukaryota; Metazoa; Arthropoda; Insecta; Coleoptera; Chrysomelidae
Source: the annotation of a GenBank genome assembly